Exophiala dermatitidis NIH/UT8656 is the source of this 2775-nucleotide messenger RNA. RefSeq lists its product as uncharacterized. The transcript is spliced from 2 exons. Gene Ontology annotation, molecular function: zinc ion binding; DNA-binding transcription factor activity, RNA polymerase II-specific. The record is from RefSeq and is a predicted model, not a curated record. The coding region runs from base 696 to 2516 and encodes 606 amino acids. Lineage: Eukaryota; Fungi; Ascomycota; Eurotiomycetes; Chaetothyriales; Herpotrichiellaceae. Gene Ontology annotation, biological process: regulation of DNA-templated transcription.
CUGGUGCAAAGACGUACAGUGUAUAAAAGACGACAGCCUGGGUACCUCCCUAGGCACCUAAUCUCCAUUACCUACCUAAGGUAUGUACCGCACUGGACAUACUCUGUCUGCGAGGGCCCUUCCACUGUAUGGCGCAGACAUCAACGUGGCCAUGAACCCCCUGGUCGUUGCUUACAUUGUACAUCCUGCUUCACAUACCCAAGGCCGAUGUCACGCCAUCAAGUCAUGUUCAGGACCAGAGACGCGAGCAGCCAAUGAAGCUGUGACAAGGCCGCUGUUGCCACUGAUAGGGUUCGAAGCAUGUACAUUCUAAGGCGUGAAGCCUGGUGGAUGUUGUAUGUCAGCAAUGGAAGCCACUCACGCACUGGCGUCGUCCAAAUACGCCCUGACCAAUCAACAAUGGCGAGGCAGGACCCCCGCCCCGCUGAGCUGCUGAUAUAACGACCAUGUCCCCAGAAAACACUCGUCCCCAAUGCCAUUGUCGUUGACAUACCAAUAUCCUAGUAUACAUCGUCAAUACAAUGGAGAGUAGGGUGAGAUGACUGGAUUCAGCGGCAACAAAUUUCAUAUCUUGCCAAGACAAUCCUGCAACCGUUUAGGGUUCCGCGAGUGAACGCUGCUUGGGCUUGUUUCUCCAGCCUACCUUGGUGUACUGCUGAGGCUAUUUCAAAACUGCGUCAAUGAGCUGAGCCGUCAUGGCGGACUGCUGCACACAGGAGAAAGCAAAACGAACUCGCAAAAGUCACAAUAAAGUCAGGACGGGAUGCUUGACUUGCAAAAUACGGAGGAAAAAGUGCGACGAAGAAAAGCCUUACUGCCGUCGAUGUACAAGCACAGGCCGGAAGUGCGACGGCUAUCCAAAUCUCAGUCCUUCUCAAAACUCAGACGACUCACCUGUCGCCUCUGAGCCAGCGACGAAACGUCUAAAGACAAACCCCGAUAAAGGAACCACCUCAUUCACACUCUCUAAACCACGAAAUGCAUCCCCAUCAUUCGAGCUCAUCCCCCCUCCUUCCACCGUCAUCUUUCAAUCCGACAAUGAUUUCUUUUGCUUCGAUUUCUUCCGAAUCCGCACCGGCCCCGAGUUUGCCGCUUACUUUGACAGCUCUAUCUGGCGAUCAUAUAUUCUCCGAGCAUGUUUCGAGUACCCCACAGUCCUACUCGCAGCGGCGGCGGUCGGUGCCGUUCACCGAAGAUACCAACUAGGUAUCUCUCGAGAGGCAUUUGAAUACUGCGACAUUUCAGACAAACUGUACCGACGAGCGCUCAAAAGUCUGUCGGACGACAUAGCUUCAGGACAUCCCAACGCCGCAGAACUCAACAUGCUCACUCUGAAGCUCUUUUGCAUCUACGAGACGUUCCAGGGGAAUUAUGACGUUGCACAGAUGUAUCUGGCCUCCGGACUGAAAGGAUUACUGAGCAAAAACAUGCACACCACCUACAAAGACACGCAGUACCGGCCGGUCAAUGUAUCGUACGAAAGCCUGAGAAGACUGUUUUUGAAACUAGAACUCGAAUCUGUACGGUUAUUCGCCGGACCGGCCACCAUUCUCAGCGAUCCGGAGGCCCAGGCCCUGACACCGGUCUCGACUUCAACCCCUUCAUCUCCAGACUGGUCUCCUCCUUUGGUCCCGGAUCCUAAUCCCUAUCCAAUCCCAUCUAAUUUCACAUCACUCUCCGAGGCACGCGACGUUUUAUUCACCGAGACCAAGUGGAUUUGGCAGACAUGGACACUGUUGGAACAGGGUGCACUGACAGGGUCCGGCUUCAGUCGACACCAAGUCCAUAUCUCGCGUCUGCUCCAAUGGUCCAUGGCUUUUGCAGAGUACAGUAAAAACGAGAUGAACCGCGGCAAGUCGCCGGACGGCCGCGCCUCUCAACUGCUCAAAGCGUACCGAGAGGCAGCAUACCUGUUGCUCUUGACACAGAUGGCACUCCACGAGCCGGAGACCGGUGCGGUGAUUGUCCCUCUUUGCGAUCCUCCCGAGUUGUGCGACUGUCAUCGAUCGUGCAGGACGUAUGCUGAGCGCAGAGAAGCUCUGAAUGCCCAUUUUGCCCGGAUCCUCGUGCUCAGCGAGAGUAUCCUCAACCGCGACUCGCUUUUUGCUUAUGACGAACACUCGAUCAGUAUGGACAGCGGGAUCGGCCCACCAGUGUAUCUCGGAACGCAGUGUCGGUCCACCAAGGUGCGGCACCAGGUGACGGCGCUUUUGGAAAAGAGUGAAAUCCAGUCGAGGGUAUGGGACACGUUGGGUGUCUACGCUGUUGCCGAGAAGUUGUCGAGUAUUGAAGAACAUGCCGUCGUUCAGUGCGGGGCCGUUCCGCACGAACUCGAGCCCAAAUGGGUCGACAUCACUCUGUUUUUGGAUGAACGGCGGCUCUUGUUGCGGUAUUGCACGCCGGAUAUGGACGGCCAGGGGGGGAAGAUGAGAGGGACAGGUCUUGUGAGUCCGAGGUAUGGUGGCUACAGUGGGGCUGGAGGAUUGAUAUGGACUCAAGAAUGGGCGUCUUUUUGACAAGGCAGCCACUACAAAAGGGUGUUGAUGUGUGUGCACAGGUAUGGUCAUCCUGGAUCUGGGUUUCACCAGCAGGGUGUUGUAUUGAAUAGCUGGUUCGAGGGAAAGGGGCAAAGAUUGAAUGGCCAGAGACGGUCAUAGGCGUAUGAGGAGGCGUAGGGUACCUUGAUGUAUGUCACUCAUCGACCCUAAUAUAAUGAUGAGCCAUUGCAGGGCAACACGCUGCAACAGAAAAACACAUGCUGUUCUUUCCGUCCGA